This is a messenger RNA of Lactuca virosa, 549 nucleotides long. The record is from the annotation of a GenBank genome assembly. NCBI's taxonomy places the organism in Eukaryota, Viridiplantae, Streptophyta, Magnoliopsida, Asterales, Asteraceae.
AUGUUCGGAAGCAGCAACACCGUCCGUUCAAUCAAGAGUCUGUCCGACAUCGAUGAUGAGCGACUUUAUCUCGUUGAUCACAGGUACAAUGCAUGUUGGCUUCCAUUGAUUGCUAAACAUUCAGAGUCUAAAAUCACUAAAGGACCUUUAGUUGUUCCUCUUGAUUGUGAAUGGAUUUGGCAUUGUCACAGACUUAAUCCGGUUAGAUACAAACCAGAUUGUGAAGAAUUCUAUGGAAGGAUUCUUGACAACUCUAAUGUUGUCUAUUCUAUUAAUCAAGGAACCUCAAGAAAGGAAACAGAAGAAACAUGGAACAAAUUAUACCCUAAUGAACCCUAUGAGUAUGACAUGUCACGUGCUUCAUCAAGUGAAUUUUCAGAAACUUUAUAUAAUGGAGGAACUCAAAGCUUUUCCAAAUAUGAUUUUGUUUUAGCUGUUGAAAGACAAAGCCCCUUCUUUUACCAGGCCUCAUUUCAAGAAAGAUCUAUUCCUUCAAGAAGCUGUAGCAAGAUACAAAGGUUUUCUACAUCUCAUAAGGAGAAACAAUGA